Molecule: messenger RNA, 6640 nt
Organism: Cyprinodon tularosa
Lineage: Eukaryota; Metazoa; Chordata; Actinopteri; Cyprinodontiformes; Cyprinodontidae
Product: potassium channel subfamily T member 1
Exons: 35
Coding region: 464-4201 (1245 amino acids)
Biological process (GO): potassium ion transport
Cellular component (GO): membrane
Molecular function (GO): intracellular sodium-activated potassium channel activity
Source: RefSeq, a predicted model, not a curated record
CAUCAAUCCUGACUGAGCUGCGUGUGGAGCUGGAUUCACAAGGAAGGCUUUUCUUUAGGAGAACUAUGCUGUUGUUUGGUCCUUGACUCGAUGAAUUAGUUCUUGGUCAGAUCACUAAGAAUACGCGAUCAUUAACUUUGCAAUCGGUUAUGUAACUCGCUGGAAAGCAAGUCGGGUUGGUGGAGCGCCUGACGUUGGAUCGUGACGACGUGAGAAAUGUGAGCAUCACCAGGCGCUCCGAUCCCCAUCAGCGAUGGAAGAAGACUCCACAAAACGAGUCAUUUUCCUCCAGCGUAUCUGAGGUGAUGCUGCAGGGAGGGAAACCUCCUCCCCCUCCUCCUCCAUCUCUGUGCGCCUCUGUGAGAUCGGGAUACAUUUUCUCUCAUCUGGCUCAGUGCUUGAAAUGAGCCUGUUCUGACAACAGGAGGAGGAACCGCACUGCUGGAGGUAACGCUGCGCGAGCAUGGCAGGCGCCAAACUGACACCCUCACCCUCCGAGAUCGACCCAGACGUCAAGACCGACGUGCAAACUCCCCCAGAGCCCACCUGGGUCCAUCCCUCCAACCCUAUCGGGAGCAUGGGCUCUAUAGGGAGCGAUGUCGGCCAAAGGUAUCAAGAGGAGUACAGUAUGGACUCAACCAAUGCCCAGGUGCAGGUAGAGUUCUAUGUCAAUGAAAACACAUUCAAGGAGAGGCUGAAGCUUUUCUUCAUCAAAAACCAAAGGUCAAGCCUAAGAAUUCGAUUGUUCAACUUUGCAUUGAAGAUUCUCACCUGUGUCCUCUACAUUGUGAGAGUCAGCCUGGAUAACCCCACGGAAUACAACAGUGAUCAAUUUCCAUGUCGAAAUGACAGUUCCCUAAAUGCUACAGAGACUACAGAAAUCAAAUGGUGCCUAAUUUUCUGGGUGAGCAGACGGGAACCUGUGUGGGCUAUACAGGUGACAGUGGCCUUAAUCGGUUUCUUGGAGACUAUGCUUAUCACAUAUCUCAGCUACAAGGGGAACAUUUGGGAGCAGAUCUUCCAGAUAUCCUUCAUAUUGGAGAUGAUUAAUACAGUACCAUUUAUUAUCACAAUCUUCUGGGCUCGAAUAAGAGACAUAUUUGUUCCUGUAUUUCUUAAUUGCUGGCUUGCCAAAGCUGCGCUGGAAAAUAUGAUUAAUGACUUCCAUCGUGCCAUUCAGAGGACGCACUCCGCAAUGUUCAACCAGGUGGUCAUUCUCAUCUGCACCUUACUGUGUCUGGUGUUCACAGGAGCUUGUGGAAUUCAGCACCUUGAGAGAGCUGGAAAGCACUUAUCCCUGUUUGACUCCUUUUAUUUCUGCAUCGUCACCUUCUCCACUGUGGGCUAUGGGGAUGUCACUCCCCAGAUCUGGCCAUCACAGCUAUUGGUGGUAAUUCUCAUCUGCGUUGCACUGGUAGUCCUUCCGCUCCAGUUUGAAGAACUAGCAUACCUGUGGAUGGAGAGCCAGAAGCUGGGGGGGAACUACAGCCGUCACCGGGCACAGACUGAGAAACAUGUUGUGUUAUGUGUCAGCUCACUCAAGAUCGACCUGCUGAUGGAUUUUCUCAAUGAAUUCUACGCUCAUCCUCGGCUGCAGGACUAUUACGUGGUGAUCCUUUGCCCUACAGAAAUAGACAUUCAGGUUCGACGCAUCCUGCAGAUUCCUCUGUGGUCUCAGCGUGUCAUCUACCUGCAAGGAUCUGCUCUCAAAGACCAGGAUCUGAUGAGGGCCAAGAUGGAUGAUGCUGAGGCGUGCUUCAUCCUGAGCAGCCGCAAUGAAGCCGACCGAACAGCUGCUGAUCACCAGACUAUUUUGAGGGCUUGGGCUGCAAAAGACUUUGCUCCCAACUGUCCUCUAUACGUACAGAUACUCAAACCGGAAAAUAAGUUUCAUGUCAAAUUUGCCGAUCACGUUGUAUGUGAAGAAGAGUUCAAGUACGCCAUGUUGGCACUCAACUGCGUGUGUCCAGCCACAUCCACCUUAGUGACUCUGUUGGUUCACACCUCCAGAGGACAGGAGGGGCAGACAUCGCCAGAGCAGUGGCAGAGGACUUACGGACGCUGCUCUGGGAACGAGGUCUACCACAUCCGUCUAGGUGACAGCAAGUUCUUUGGAGAGUAUGAUGGAAAGAGCUUCACUUAUGCCUCCUUUCAUGCCCACAAGAAGUAUGGAGUGUGUUUGAUCGGAGUGAAGAGGGAAGACAACAAAAGCAUCCUCCUGAAUCCUGGACCACGUCACAUCAUGGCUGCUACAGACACCUGUUACUAUAUCAACAUCACCAAGGAGGAAAACUCUGCCUUCAUCUUCAAACAGGAGGAGAAUCAUGCCAAGGGUCUGACUGUCUCUGGUCUCUAUGACGCCCCCUCCAGGCUUCCCGUUCACAGCAUCAUAGCCAGCAUGGUUGAUCAGGCAACCUCAUAUGGGACUGUAGCGAUAGAUCUCCAGCACCCCGAUCCUCCUGGGGAAAGUGGAAAACUGACUCUACCUACUGAGAACGGGGCCGGAAGUCGAAGGCCAAGCAUUGCACCCGUCCUGGAAAUUGCUGACUCCUCCGCAAUUUUGCCCUGCGACCUCCUUAGCGACCAGUCGGAGGAUGAAACCAACCAAUCAGAUGAGGAGGGUUCUGUAGGGUCAGAGUUUGUGAAGGGUUACCCUCCAAACUCUCCCUACAUCGGCAGCUCUCCGACUCUGUGCCACCUCCUUCCACAGAAAGCUCCACCCUGCUGCCUUUGCCUCAAUAAGGGCUGCAAACAUAAUAGCUUUGAGGAUGCUAAGUCUUAUGGCUUCAAGAAUAAGCUGAUUAUAGUGUCUGCAGAGAUGGCAGGAAAUGGGCUCUACAACUUCAUAGUUCCCCUGCGAGCUUAUUAUCGGCCCAGAAAGGAGCUCAACCCAAUAGUUCUGCUCCUGGACAAUGAACCUGAUAACCACUUUUUAGAGGCUAUCUGCUGCUUUCCAAUGGUUUACUUCAUGGUUGGAACUAUUGAUAAUUUGGACAACCUGCUCCAGUGCGGUAUAAUCUAUGCUGAUAACCUGGUUGUUGUGGACAAAGAAAGCACCAUGAGUGCUGAGGAAGACUACAUGGCAGACGCCAAGACUAUUGUCAACGUCCAGACAAUGUUCAGAUUGUUCCCCAGUCUAAGCAUCAUCACAGAGCUCACACACCCAUCUAACAUGCGGUUCAUGCAGUUCAGAGCAAAGGACUGCUACUCGCUCGCUCUGUCUAAACUGGAGAAGAUUGAGAGAGAUAAGGGCUCCAACCUGGCCUUCAUGUUCCGGCUGCCAUUCGCUGCCGGCCGGGUGUUCAGUAUCAGCAUGCUCGACACGCUGCUAUACCAGUCAUUUGUUAAGGACUACAUGAUCGCUAUUAUAAGACUUCUCCUUGGCCUGGACACCACACCCGGCUCUGGUUACCUGUGUGUUAUGAAGAUCACAGAGGAGGACUUGUGGAUCAGAACUUAUGGGCGGCUUUUCCAGAAAUUUUGUUCUUCCAGUGCAGAGAUUCCCAUCGGCAUCUAUCGCACUGAGUCCCACAUGUUCUCAACGUCGGAGAGGAAGGACAGUAAUGCACAGUCUCAGGUGUCCAUCAACGCAGAGCAUGGAGAGGAGCACCGGGACCGAGGAGAGUCCUGGAAAGAGAAGACAGCUCACAGAAACUCCACCACCAGUGACCAAUCAGAGCAUCCGCUGCUGAGGAAAAAGAGCAUGCAGUGGGCUCGACGGCUGAGCAGGAAGAGCACCAAACCGCCAAGCAGAGCAGAGCGCAUUUCGCAGCAGAGACUCAAUCUGUAUCGGCGCUCUGAGAGGCAGGAGCUGUCCGAGCUGGUCAAAAACCGCAUGAAGCAUCUAGGGCUUCCAGUUGUGGGAUACGAGGAUGUUUCUAAUCUCACUGCGAGCGAUGUCAUGAAUCGAGUAAAUCUAGGAUAUUUGCAAGAGUUGCAGGAUAUUUCAGAGCAGCCGUAUACAGAGGGGACAAGGCCGUCAGGGCCACAAGCAGACGAGAUGAACGACCACCAGAACACGCUGUCCUACGUCCUCAUCAAUCCACCUCCUGACACCAUGCUGGAGCUCCAUGACAUCGUGUACAUUAUUCGCUCGGACCCACUGGCACACAUGCCGGAGGACUCACAGAUGGGACACAGUCGAAACACCAAAAACCAACAUGACUUUGGCACAGAGACAAAAAAUGAGACUCACCUUUAAAUAAUCUGUUCCACGAGCUACCAACAGAGCGGGAAUAAGUUGCACAGAUGAAGGUCUAACAUGGGCGGCGGUCAAAGUGAAUGUCCAUUAGGUGUCUCUCAGCCUCAGACCAGAGUUUUAACACAUAAAAAAAAAAUAAAAAUAAAAACAGCCCUGUGAGACCAACCACAGAGUUGAUAUAGGAGAAUGCAUGAAGAGUGCCUAGUCAACACAAUCACCGAUCUGUUAGAAACAUUCCCUUCACUAAACUCUCUGGCAAAAGAGAAUGUGAAAGCAGCUUCCUCCACAGAGUCUGAGAGCAGGGAUCAGCAGCGUUAUUAGAUCUAAUCGAAUGGUUAAGGUUGGUUCCUUUGCAGGUGUAUAAAAGUGAAUCACCGCAUCAAUCAAUGUUUUAGCUCAGAGGAGAAGCUACCCUUGUGCCAAUGUUUAGGCUGACUGCCUCUCCGCCUGGUUCUGCUUAUAUUUUGAAACUACCCCUUCACCUCAAACACAAAUCAAACACCAUGCUUUGUUUUUAAAGAGCUGAUUUUCUUCUGUUAUUAUGACCCUUCAAUUUAUUCUUGGACUAUAACAGGCAUUUUUUUCCUCACAAGCACAUUUUUAACUGUCAGUAUGCGAUUGCACAAGUGGGCAACUUUCUUAGCCAAGUUAGCAUUUGUUUCAUCUUUAUUUUUUCCCUUCGGUCAAAAAAAUGAAAUAUCAAGUGAUCCUCUUGUUUGGAUUCAUGUGUGCUCCACAUUCUGUGCCAUGUUGUUUACUCUUAUUUAUUUGUAAAUAUUGUUAUUAUCGUGUCAUGUAUUAAUUUGUGUGACUUUUUUUUUUAUCAUUUUCAGACCUGUUUGCUACAUAUGCUGCUACCUUGCACAAAGUAAACUUGCAGAAGGAAGAUCAUGUAGAAAAUAGCUGUGUAUUUUCACAGAGGUUAAUAUAUGAUUCACGUUACCUGAUCUGUAUUAAAAUCAACUAAGUCUUGAUUAUAACACCAGCUGCAGUUUGACCCUAAGUAUUUAUUUAAAAUUAGCUUAUUCUGAAUACUAAAUGCAUUAUCUUCAAAUUUUAUUCAAAAUUUAUAUUUUUAUUCCAUCUGUUUUCUUUCUCAAUCCAUGGGAUGCCUGAAGAUAAAUUAACAUUUUCCUUUAAUUUUUUUAAAUAUAUUUGCUGCCUCUUAAAUGUGGCUCUAAAAUUAGCAAACUGUUUGCUUAGUUUAGUGUAAAGGCUCCACUAUUUAGUGUUAACCAUAUAUUUGUAACAUUUCUGCUAAGCUAAUCGAUCUAGUUGAUGGUUAAUGCUUAGCAGAUGCAGUGCUGUGAAAAAGUAGGUUCAUCCUCAGGAUUUGUCAGUUUUUUUUCUUUUUGUUAUACUUGCAGCACUGUCACUGCUGGGGAUCAGAAACCAUAGAAAUAGCUUUAACACCCACUCCAGUGGCUGAUUUUCUCAGCCUUUCUUACAUUAUGUUAGAAAGAUCUGUGCUGCUGUUUGUAAACUUCAACCCUACUUAAAAUAUAUUCUUGAUUCUACAAGUCAGACAGCAACCAAUCUAGAGAAUUUAUUAAACGGUGUAGUUAUUGCUCUGUUUGUUUUUUCUAGUAUAUUAAGAUGUCUGAAAGGGGCCAAAUACUUUUUCCCAGCACUGUAAGCCACACAGAAUGAUCACAUUACAACUGUAGCCAUGAAAUAUCAUAAAUAACUUUGUUUAUUCUUUAUAUUUGUUUGCCUUUUUGAGUUCUGAUUUGAUAAAAACAUGUCAGCCAGGGUCAAUUUGAUAGCGAAUGGAUAGCACACAUUAAAAUGCCUUUUAAGUUCUGCUCAGCAGGAUGUUUUGCACAGGAAUUUAAAAACAUCAUCCAGAAUUUACCUCUUCUCAUUUAUUUUACAGAUGUAUUUAUAAAAUGAAGUGCUUUGGUUUGAAUUGUUAAGGCCUCACUUUGUGUACGUUUCAGUAUUAAUUCCUGAGCCAUUUUUUUUCAUCUGUAUCUUGGUUUUAUUCACUGUAAAUAUGAACUGUAUACACGGUUUUGUUCCUAUGAAAAGUGAAAAGGGACUUGAAAUAUUUUUGCACUAAGCUCUGCGGCGACAUGUGGGGCCUAACAGCUUGACCCUUUAAUUUGAAUCUGUAGAACAUGGAAAAUAUGAAUCUGCGAAGCAAAGACUCAUCAUGCAUUCAUUCAUGAUUUAGGCUGCAGAUGUUUGCAGAUUUUCAUUUUGGGUAUGCUGUUUUAUUUCUCAUCUGAAAUGAUCUUGGAAGUAAUAGAUGAGGGAUUGCUUAGAUUUUCUUUUCUUCAAAUGGUCCAAAAAAAUGUUGGCAGAGUAAGAAGCAAUGGUUUACAGGCAGUAAAUGAGUGUCUGUGAUAGAGGAUGAUAUCAGUGUACAGAUUGACUUAUGAAACACCUACUGUACCAGGAUCCUCACUCCAAACUCUGACAGUUCUAAAAAAAAAA